CGGGCUGGGCUGAGAGCAGUGUUCUGCCAUGGGUUCCUGGCAGCGUGUGCUGCUUUUUGGUGGGGUAUCUUUUCGAGGUGGUGGAAGGGCCUGUGCCCCACUUGGGAGUAGCCGAGUGUUGGCUUGUCGGCGCCAGUUAUCUGGCGCUGAGAAUGAGACCCUAAAACAAAGAAGAACAGAAAUUAUGUCCCGAGGACUUCCAAAGCAGAAACCUAUUGAAGGUGUUAAACAAGUUAUAGUUGUGGCUUCUGGAAAGGGUGGAGUUGGAAAGUCUACUACAGCAGUGAACCUUGCACUUGCACUAGCAGCAAAUGAUUCGUCAAAGGCGAUUGGUUUGUUAGAUGUGGAUGUGUAUGGACCGUCGAUUCCAAAGAUGAUGAAUCUGAAAGGAAAUCCAGAAUUAUCACAGAGAAACCUAAUGAGGCCUCUUUUGAAUUAUGGUAUUGCUUGUAUGUCUAUGGGCUUCCUGGUUGAAGAGACUGCACCAGUUGUUUGGAGAGGCCUUAUGGUAAUGUCAGCCAUUGAGAAACUGUUGAGGCAGGUAGAUUGGGGCCAACUGGACUAUUUAGUUGUUGACAUGCCACCAGGAACUGGAGAUGUGCAGUUAUCGGUCUCACAGAAUGUUCCCAUUUCAGGUGCUGUGAUUGUCUCCACGCCUCAGGACAUUGCACUGAUGGAUGCACACAAGGGUGCUGAGAUGUUUCGAAAAGUCCAUGUGCCUGUUUUGGGCCUUGUUCAAAAUAUGAGUGUUUUUCAGUGUCCAAAAUGUAAACACAGAACUCAUAUUUUUGGUGCUGAUGGUGCAAGGAAACUAGCACGCGUCCUUGAUCUUGAUGUUCUAGGAGACAUUCCCCUACAUCUUAAUAUAAGGGAAGCUUCAGACACAGGCCAGCCAAUUGUAUUUUCACAGCCUGAAAGUGAUGAGGCCAAAGCUUACCUGAGAGUGGCUGUAGAAGUGGUGAGAAGAUUGCCACCGCCUCUGCAGUGAUUCCCCAGUGUCCUGCAGACUUACCUGCUGCAUGGCAACAGGAAGACCUUUGGAAAUCAGCAGUGGGGUGGUAAAACCUACAGAAAUAAUAGCAAUCAUAGUUGUUUUGUUGUAUUUCUAAGGAAAUAAUGUCUUAUUUUCAGAUUUGAUUUGCUAAGCAAUGACUCACAAAUAAAGUUUUUACCUAUCAAUGCUAACUGCUACAUUUAGGAGGUUUUUGAAAGCUGAUGUGUACCUACUGCACAGAACUGCAUUUUAUUUUAUUGAACUACCCUUUGAAGAAUCAUUAGUUUAUAUUGGAAGCCCAACUUUCAUUUCAGCAGAGAAAUGUACUCUUUUUGCAGAACUACAGAGCUAUUCAUUUAAAGAAUUUACUAAAUUUGUGUAAGAACGUAAGUGUGAUGCCCCUCCAUCAGGCAAUUUGGAGCUGGGGUUUGAAUCCUGCCUCUGAUACUAUUCUGAACACAUUCUUAACAUAAACUAAACCUGUGUCCCUUAUCUGGACCAGACUCCACCCUAGACUUAAUGAAUCUGAAUCUCUGGAGAUAGAGUCUGGACAUGUAUGUUUUUAACAAGGUCCUAAUGAUGUGGAUAAAUCUUAGGAUGGCAAUAAUAGUAAUAAGAGCUAACAUUUAUCAAGUGUUUUCUUGUGUCCUUAUAGUUAAUCUUCCAAUUGUAUGAGUGGGGUGCUGUUGCUAUCUUCAUUUUACAGAUGAGAAAACUGAGUUAUAGGCAAGUUAAGUGUCUUACUGAGCGAGGGUUACUAUUUUAGCAAGAUGGAGCUAGGCUUUAAACCUGGGCAGUUGGAUACUGGAUCCCUCCUUUUGUACAACAGGGGGCAUUUGUUUAUGUCAAAAGGGGGAUAUAGUAUUCAGCAUUUUAUCUCAAACUUGACCAUGAAACUCCCUAUCCCUACCCCCACCUUUUAGAAGGAGUUCAUUUUCAAAGAAUAUACUUUGAAAAACAUAUCUUACCUAGUUGAGGCUCGGAGAGAGGGGGGUGUCCUUAGGUCACGUAGCAAGAUAGUUGUGAGGCUGCAAAUACUGAUGAAUCAUUAGUUAACCCUCAUACACAUAAGUGCUCUAUGACCUUUGGCAACUGCCUUGACAUCCUUUGCUCUAUAGUUAAGCAGCCAGAAAAUUAGGCAAAGAGUUACAUGUCAUUCUAAACAUGUUUUCCCACACUUAUGUUCACAUGGUUAUUUAUAGCAGUUUUAUUUGUAAUAGACAAAACAAUGCAGAGUUUUUUUAGUGGGUAAAUGGUUAAACAAACUGUGAUAUAUCCAUACUGUGGAAUACUACUCAGCAAUAAGAAAGAACAAGCUUGGAUAUGUGCUACAACCUGAAUAAAUUCCAGAGAAUUAUAGUGAAUAAAAAAGUGAAUCCCAAAAAGUUAAUGUAUCAUGAUUCCAUUAUAUAACAUUCUUGAAAUGACAAAAUUGUAGAAAUGGAGAACAAAUUAGUGGUUUCCGGGGGCUACGGAAGGGGUUGGGUAGUUGGGGAUUGUGUGUGUCUAUAAAAGGGCAACAGCGGGGAUCCUCAUGACGAGGUAAAGACUGUAUCGGCGUCAGUACCUUGGUUGUGGUGUGUUCUGUAGUUUUGCAAGAUGUGCCAUUAGAGGAAAUUGGGUAAAGGGCACAAUGGAAUGAAACUCUCUGUAUUAAUUUUUUAUAAUUGUAUGUGAAUCCACAAUUAUUUAAAAAUAAAAAUGAAGUUUAAUAAAAAUAAA
This is a messenger RNA of Phyllostomus hastatus (greater spear-nosed bat), 2716 nucleotides long. It is a transcript of the gene NUBPL, whose product is annotated as NUBP iron-sulfur cluster assembly factor, mitochondrial. Gene Ontology annotation, cellular component: mitochondrion. The record is from RefSeq and is a predicted model, not a curated record. Gene Ontology annotation, biological process: iron-sulfur cluster assembly; mitochondrial respiratory chain complex I assembly. Lineage: Eukaryota; Metazoa; Chordata; Mammalia; Chiroptera; Phyllostomidae. The coding region runs from base 29 to 988 and encodes 319 amino acids. The transcript has 11 exons. Gene Ontology annotation, molecular function: ATP binding; ATP-dependent FeS chaperone activity; 4 iron, 4 sulfur cluster binding.